AAGUAGCCUCUUCCCUCGACAAACAUCCUCGAGAAACCCGACUUCAGAAAUCUUCUCAGUACUUUCACCAAAUCUCUACCUCAUUUAAACAUGGCGGCUCCAGGAACACAAUCGCUCAAGUGCGUCGUCACCGGUGAUGGUGCUGUUGGCAAGACAUGUCUUCUCAUAUCCUACACCACCAAUGCCUUCCCCGGCGAGUACAUCCCCACGGUCUUCGACAACUACUCGGCUAGUGUUAUGGUGGAUGGCAAGCCGAUCAGCUUGGGUUUGUGGGAUACCGCUGGACAGGAGGAUUAUGAUCGAUUGCGCCCUCUCUCCUACCCCCAAACCGAUGUCUUCUUGAUCUGCUUCUCCAUCGUCUCUCCCCCGUCCUUUGACAACGUGCGCGCAAAGUGGUUCCCCGAGAUCGAUCACCAUGCUCCAUCCGUUCCCAUCAUCCUCGUUGGCACGAAGCUCGACUUGAGAGAGGAUCCCGCUACACUUGAUAGCUUGAGACAGAAGCGCAUGGAGCCAGUUUCGUAUGACCAGGCCUUGAUCGUUGCGAAAGAGAUCCGGGCACACAAGUACUUGGAGUGCUCUGCUCUUACUCAACGAAACCUCAAGAGCGUGUUCGAUGAGGCUAUUAGAGCUGUCUUGAGCCCACGGCCCCAAAUACAAAAGAAGAAGGGUGGCAAAUGUACGAUUCUGUAAAGAGAUACCAUUCCGGACAGUUCUGAUACAUUGGGGCGGGAGGACGCAUUAAAUCAUACCAUGUUCCUUUUCGAGAUGAGAUUGAGAUUGAGGCUGGCAUUUCUCUUCAACUGUCUAGAGAUGGAAGCACAAGCUCCUACACGAAGCACAACAUCUGAGCAGGAGAAGAACGCUUGGUGGCUGUCUCUUCGGGGUAUUUUCUCUUCUACUCGAAAAUCUUCCUACUUAUUUGUUCUCUUCUCAGCAGCAGUCGGCAAAGGGGGUUUAAGCGAGGGAGUUGUUGACUGCAGCAUGGGAAAGGAUGACUUCUGCAUUCCCUGUAGAUAAUGCACUGUGGGGAAUGAGUAAUAAUGAUGAACGACCUUCGAUAGUUUGCAUAGCAUGCAUUUCCUUGUUUUAUGGCAUACCCUUUAUUUGUUUUGAAAAGAGAGAUAAAUCAAAGGAAAUACGAUUCUGAACGAAUUACACUGUACUAUCC
Molecule: messenger RNA, 1168 nt
Organism: Hyaloscypha bicolor E
Lineage: Eukaryota; Fungi; Ascomycota; Leotiomycetes; Helotiales; Hyaloscyphaceae
Product: Rho GTPase
Exons: 6
Coding region: 91-690 (199 amino acids)
Biological process (GO): cortical cytoskeleton organization; regulation of actin cytoskeleton organization; actin filament organization
Cellular component (GO): cell projection; cytoplasmic vesicle; cytoskeleton
Molecular function (GO): GTP binding; protein kinase binding; GTPase activity
Source: RefSeq, a predicted model, not a curated record